AUGCCGCUAGGCAUUCCGCAGACAGCUCCGCAUCCGCACCCAAUGGCUUACCAACCCGGCCCCUUCCCACCAGCCACCAUUCUCAAAACCUUCGGCAUCGUCACCGCAGUCUGCCUGCUCGUCCUCAUGGUCCUCUACGUCGUCUACGCCGGCGGACGACGCAAGGCCUGCGGCCAAGGGCCCCGCUCGGCCAACCUCCGGGCCCGGCGCCCUCGUGACGCCGAGACAGGAGCCGCGGGCACCGCAAGACGCAAUUGUCGGCAUGUGGACUCCGUGGACACUUUGCCGCGGUAUAUGCCCAAGGAGGAAGGAGGUGUGGCUCCCGCUCCGCCCGAGCAGGUUCACGGGAGCGGGCAUGAUGGGGUCGAAGAGGAGGGACCGAAGCCGCCGGCGUAUACGUUUGAUGCGGGAGGUCCGGUCAGUGAGGGUGGGUUUGGGGUGGCUGGCGAAGGCCAUGCUGGUCUUCCGGUUUCUCCGGAUCCGGUGCAUAUUUCUAGAUAG
Messenger RNA from Letharia columbiana, 501 nucleotides. RefSeq lists its product as uncharacterized. Bases 1 to 501 code for a protein of 166 amino acids. The record is from RefSeq and is a predicted model, not a curated record. Lineage: Eukaryota; Fungi; Ascomycota; Lecanoromycetes; Lecanorales; Parmeliaceae. The transcript is spliced from 2 exons.